This is a messenger RNA of Funneliformis mosseae, 1113 nucleotides long. The record is from the annotation of a GenBank genome assembly. NCBI's taxonomy places the organism in Eukaryota, Fungi, Glomeromycota, Glomeromycetes, Glomerales, Glomeraceae.
AUGAAGAUUAAAAAUGAAAUUGAUGAGACACUUCAGCUUCGAAAUAAAAAAACUCCAGAUCAAGAAGGAAUGAUAGAAAAGCAUGAAAUAGUAGAACAAAAGGAAGUCGAAAAAGUAGAACAAAAGGAAGUCAAAAAAGAAACUCCGUUGACUCCUAAAGAACAAGCAAAAUAUUGGAUUCAGACUAUAUUAAUUUUAACUGGUUUCAUUGCUUUAGCUUAUAUGUUUUUACCCUCAAUGACUUCACAAUAUCCUUUCGAAGAACUUGCUAAUUCAACAACACAAUUAGUUGAAGAUAUUAUUAAAGUAGAUUUACCAUCAUCUGGUACCGUAAUGGAUGGAACAGUAUCAAGUCGUAGAUUUGCAAAUAUAGUUGAAGAUAGUCCGGCAUUCAAAGAGACAGGUCCAUCCAUCGCAAGUCUACUUCGAAAAUUUUCUGACAAAAUAAUGGAUGCAGGAAUAGCAUUAGAAGAUAUGUAUCGUAAAGGUGACAUGUUAUUUUGGGUACUGAACAAUGAAAUUUCUGAGAUGAUGAAAAAACUGAAUCCAAGCUUAUUUGAUAGCUUUUUUGAUAAGGAGGAUGAAGCAUUUUUUAAAAGUCGUAUACAGGAGAUGAUUAAUAAUAUCGAGGAAUUUAGAAGAAAAGUUACUGAUGCAAGAAAAGCUAUUGUUGAUGCUGAAGAAUACAGAGGUCCUGCUGAAAAGAAGGUUCGACAAGGUAUUGCAGAGGCAAUGAAGUUUAUUCAUCGUGGUCCAGACAUUCAUGAGUAUAGGCUUAAGUUGAAUGAGGAAGAAUAUUAUCUGGAAAAAAUUGAUGAUGAUAAGGCUAUUGAUGUGUUGAAUGCAAGGGAUGAAUUAAAGCAUGCGGAAAAUGUGUUAAAAGUUUUAGAGAAAAGUCAUGAAGCUUUGGAUUUAAUUAAUAAGAUUUUAUUGAGUUAUAGAAAUAAAUUAUAUGAUGUUGAAGCUCAAUUGGACAAAACAAAGAAAAGUAAAAUAACUAAAAAGGAUUUGGGAAAAUUAGAGAAAUUAGUUGAUAUGUUGAAAGAUAGUCAACAAAAAUUCAUUGGUAAAGAUACGUUAGGUGAUAAAGGUAGCACAAAAAUUUAUACAUAA